Messenger RNA from Cryptomeria japonica (Japanese cedar), 2390 nucleotides. Its product is annotated as lipase-like PAD4. The transcript is spliced from 4 exons. Lineage: Eukaryota; Viridiplantae; Streptophyta; Pinopsida; Cupressales; Cupressaceae. The record is from RefSeq and is a predicted model, not a curated record. Gene Ontology annotation, biological process: lipid metabolic process. The coding region runs from base 269 to 2146 and encodes 625 amino acids.
CUUCCAAUUUGUUUCUUAGAUAUUGCUCUGCAUCUUCUUUCAUAUUGCCCUGCUGCUUCCUUCCUGAAUUUUUUAUUUUCGUUUAAUUAAUAAGAGAGAGAAAAAGAGGAAGAUUAUAAAUGCGCUUCCCGCAAGACCUCAAAUGCCUGUGAAAGAAGAGUCUAUAGCAGCAUUAUCUCUAAUGCUGUUCUUUCUUGUUGUGUGGUGAUGACAGCUGCUUAUCUUUAUGUUUAAUUAAUGUGAUUGCUUCUUUAGCAGGUGACAAGCCAUGGAUUUAGAUUUCACAAUCCCUCCACAGUUCAGUGUUGGCCGGGAGCUUGCAACUUUGAUUGCUACCUGUGGGAUCCUGCCCAAGGCUUGGGAGAGGAUAUGCAGUAUUUCCAACAAUAAUGGAGAGAGUUUUCUUGUGAUAAAAGAUGGAGGUGUAGCAUAUGUGAUCUUUCAUUCGUUUCAUGAAGAAGAUUUCAUGGUCCCAGAUGGCAAAUAUGGAGAGUGCAAUAUCCAGGAUGAGGAAAUUUUCUCUGCUGGACUAAAGGGUGAUGGUGCUAAACCGGCUCUUGUUCACAAGGGAGCUCUCAACCGAUUCCUGCAUAUUAUGGAAAAUUCAGAUUUCAAGGCCAAGGUGCAAGGUUUAAAGGAACAAGCAAUUAUAUUUGUGGGCCAUUCUAUUGGAGGUGCAGUUGCAGCCCUGGCCACACUCUGGUUUCUAGAAAAGCGACUGAGAAAUUUCAAUCCCUUUUGCAUUACAUUUGGUGCUCCUUUGUUUGGAAAUGCCAUAAUUCAAGAGGCAGUUGGGCGCGAGGAUUGGUUGGGCAGAUUUUGUCAUGUUGUCUGCAAGAAUGAUAUUGUUCCCAGGAUGUACCUUGCACCAUAUGAAUCAAUUGCCAAGCCUUUGGAUGCAAUUGUACCUCACUGGCGGAGCAAAAUGGGCAUUGACUGCGUUGCUGUACCACAUCUUUCUAUUUCGGAAGCUUGCAUGACUCUUCUUAAAAAUGUCCUGAAGUGCACGUCUACUAUUGCAAACAAUUACCCUGGAGAAUCUGGUUUUAGAAGCCCGUUUGUACCCAUCGGUACUUACAUGUUCUGUUCAACCCAUGGUGCAGCUUGUUUUGAGGACUCUGAAGCUGUCCUUAAGUUGCUGCAUUUCACUAUGCAAAGCCAAGAAGGAAUAACAUUCGAGCAAAUUGCAGGCACCUGUAUUUCUGAGCACACGGAUUAUGGCCAUAUAUUCGAAUAUAUCGAUGAAGCCUUGCUAAAUACAAGACAGUUUGCAAACUUUGUCUCAAAUUCCUCCUUUGAGAUGGGAAUAGCCUUGGAAUUGGAAGCAAUCGGUGUUGGAGCUCAGGACAAUCAUGCAUUUCUUGCACUCAGAAAAGCUGGAGAAGACAAACAUGAGAAAGAUGUAAACAUUGAGAAACUCAAUGUCGAUUUGAGCAAGUACCAAAGUUACAUGGCAGAGUUGGAAUGGUAUAAAACGCGUUGUAAGGACAACGGCUCUGGCUAUUAUGAUGCUUUCAAAGAGAUUGCUAACCAGAAAGAUUUUAAAGUAAAUUUGCACAGAACAAAGUUGGGAGGCUUCUGGGAUGAGAUUGUUGAGAUGGAAGAGAAGCAUGUGUUGCCCAGUGACUUCCGAAGCAGAAAUAAAUGGAUCAAUGCUGGCACUGCAUAUAGAAGGCUUGUAGAGCCUCUGGACAUUGCAGAGUACUAUCACAUAAAGAAAGGACACACAAGUUAUCUUUCAGAUGAGGUCCGACCGCAUUGUCACUUAGUUCUGGAGAAAUGGAUGAAAGAAAAAGAGCGAACUCGCGCUAGUACCGGUAGAGGAAAAAAGGGCCGCACAAAUUUUGCAUCCUUAACUGAAGACUCAAUAUUUUGGGCUCGUUUAGAAGAGGCUCGUAAAGCCUUGAUAAAUAUCCAACAAGAGCAAGACAAGAAAGCCCCUCUGCAAGAAAGUCUUGAGUUCGAAACAUAUGCUGGGAGUAUGAUCAAAGACAAAAGUAUUUCUGCGGAGGUAUUUUUGGAGCAGAGUAGCUUCAUGAUAUGGUGGCAACAAUACAGCAAUAUCCAACUUCAAUCCCCACAGUGGAGUUCAAGCUCUCCCUUGUUCAACGUCAUGACACAGAUAUCAUGGAGCAUAUCUGCUUAGUAUCAGUUUUCUUAUUUUCAGGUUCAGUUUGCUUGGUAGACGGACACAAAACUUUUGCAUUAAAUAUAUUAUUCGUCGAAUGUUUUUUUUUUGUUUUCAACAAUCCUAUCAGACUUUUGAUUUGAUGUAUUGUUGGAAUCAGUUUGAUUUGUAAGGUUCUUCUGUCUAAAUGUCUGUUACAUUUUAAGAGACUAUCUUAUUAUUUUAGUUUGGCAAUUGGAUGAAAGCAAAAUUCUAAUGUUCA